This is a messenger RNA of Taeniopygia guttata (zebra finch), 7363 nucleotides long. It is a transcript of the gene INTS1, whose product is annotated as integrator complex subunit 1. The record is from RefSeq and is a predicted model, not a curated record. NCBI's taxonomy places the organism in Eukaryota, Metazoa, Chordata, Aves, Passeriformes, Estrildidae. Gene Ontology annotation, cellular component: integrator complex. Gene Ontology annotation, biological process: U2 snRNA 3'-end processing.
CGGUCGGUCCCGGCUGUCGGUCCCGGUGUCCGUCCGUCCGUCCCCGGUGUGUCUGUCUGUCUGUCCGUCCCUGGGCCGGUGCUCGGCGGCGCCAUGAACCGGCCCAAGGCGGCGGCCGUGCGGCGGCCCAGCGCCGUGCCCAAGCCCUCCGCGCACCCGCCGCCCGGAGAUUUCAUCGCGCUGGGCUCCAAGGGGCAGAGCGGCGAGGGCAAGGCGGCCGUGGCGCUGCUGAAGCCGGCGCCGCCCGGGCUGCCCUCGGAGCGCAAGCGGGACGCGGCCGCCGCCUUGGCGGGCCCGGCGGGGCUGCCCGGGCUCACCAAGCGCCCCAAGCUCUCCUCCACGCCGCCCCUCAGCGCCCUGGGACGCCUGGCAGAGGCGGCCGUGGCGGAGAAAAGAGCCAUCUCGCCCUCCAUCAAGGAGCCGUCUGUCAUCCCCAUCGAAGUUGUCCCCACGGUGCUGCUGGAUGAGAUUGAGGCAGCAGAGGCAGAAGGCAACGAUGACCGUAUUGAGGGCGUGCUGUGUGGAGCUGUGAAGCAGCUGAAGAUGAACAGAGCCAAACCUGACACCACUCUCUACCUGAGCCUUAUGUACCUGGCAAAAAUCAAACCCAACAUAUUUGCCACCGAAGGAGUUAUCGAGGCACUGUGCAGCCUACUCCGAAGAGAUGCCUCCAUCAAUUUCAAAGCCAAAGGGAAUAGUCUUGUGUCUGUCUUGGCAUGCAACCUUCUCAUGGCAGCCUAUGAAGAGGAUGAGAACUGGCCGGAGAUCUUUGUCAAGGUGUACAUCGAGGACUCCCUUGGGGAGCGCAUCUGGGUGGACAGCCCUCACUGCAAGACGUUUGUGGAUAACAUCCAGACAGCUUUUAACACCAAGAUGCCUCCUAAGACCAUGCUCUUGCAUGGAGAAGUUGGACGUAGUGGAGGGGACCUUAGUGCUGGGAGUAGCCCACACCCUUCCAUGACAGAGGAGGAGGACAGCCAGAGUGAGCUGCUGAUUGCAGAGGAGAAAAUGAGCCCAGAGCAGGCGGGCCAGCUCAUGCCCAGGUAUGAAGACCUUGCAGAGAGUGUGGAGGAAUAUGUCCUGGACAUGCUUCGGGACCAGCUGAACCGGCGCCAGCCCAUGGACAAUGUCUCCAGGAACCUCCUGCGGCUGCUAACAGCAACCUGUGGCUACAAAGAGGUGCGUCAGAUGGCUGUGCAGAGGCUGGAGAUGUGGCUGCAGAAUCCAAAGCUGACCAAGCCAGCUCAGGACUUGCUGAUGUCAGUCUGUAUGAACUGUAACACCCACAGCUCAGAGGACAUGGAAGUUAUCUCCAACCUGAUCAAAAUUCGUCUCAAGCCAAAAGUCCUUCUCAACCACUACAUGCUGUGUGUCAGAGAGCUGCUGAAUGCACACAGGGAUAACCUGGGCACCACCAUUAAGUUUGUGAUUUUCAAUGAACUAUCAAAUGCAAGAAAUCCCAACAAUAUGCAGAUCCUGUAUACUGUGCUUCAGCACAGCUCAGAGCAAGCUCCAAAGUACCUGGCAAUGGUGUUCCAGGACCUGUUGACCACCAAGGACGAUUACCUGCGAGCUUCACGGGCUCUGCUGAGGGAGAUCAUCAAACAGACAAAGCAUGAGAUCAACUUCCAGGCCUUCUGCCUGGGUCUCAUGCAGGAGCGGAAGGAGGCCCUGUAUGCAGAGAUGGAGUUCAAGGAGCGGUUUGUCAUUCACAUAACCGACCUGCUCGCUGUCUCCAUGAUGCUGGGUAUCACAGCCCAGGUGAAGGAGGCUGGAAUUGCUUGGGACAAAGGAGAGAAAAAGAACCUGGAAGUGCUGCGCUCUUUCCAGAACCAAAUUGCUGCUAUCCAGCGUGAUGCUGUCUGGUGGCUGCAUACAGUUGUUCCAUCUAUCAGCAAGCUGGCUCCAAAGGACUAUGUGCACUGCCUCCACAAGGUGCUCUUCACAGAACAGCCAGAAACCUACUACAAAUGGGACAACUGGCCCCCUGAGAGUGACCGCAACUUCUUCCUCCGCCUGUGCUCCGAGGUGCCCAUCCUGGAGGACACACUGAUGCGCAUCCUGGUGAUCGGGCUGUCGCGGGACCUGCCCCUGGGCCCCGCCGAUGCCAUGGAGCUCGCCGACCACUUGGUGAAGAGGGCUGCAGCUGUGCAGGCAGAUGAUGUUGAGGUCCUGAGGGUAGAAAGAAUCCAGCUGAUCGAUGCAGUCUUAAAUCUGUGCACUUAUCACCAUCCAGAGAAUAUCCAGCUACCUCCAGGAUACCAGCCUCCAAAUCUAGCUAUUUCUACUCUUUACUGGAAAGCCUGGCCUCUCCUGCUAGUAGUGGCUGCAUUCAAUCCUGAAAAUAUUGGUCUGGCUGCAUGGGAGGAGUACCCCUCACUAAAGAUGCUUAUGGAAAUGGUCAUGACCAAUAAUUAUUCCUAUCCUCAAUGUACCUUGACGGAUGAGGAGACACGCACAGAGAUGAUUAAUCGUGAACUUCAAAUCUCCCAGAGAGAAAAACAGGAGAUUCUGGCAUUUGAGGGUCAUCUGGCAGCUGCAUCCACAAAACAAACAAUUACAGAAAGCAGCAGCCUCUUGCUGUCUCAGCUGACAAGUCUGGACCCUCAGGGCCCCCCUCGCAGACCUCCGCCGCAUGUCCUGGAGCAGGUGAAAAGCCUGAACCAGUCUCUUCGCUUGGGCCACCUGCUAUGUCGCAGUCGCCAUCCUGACUUUCUUCUCAACAUCAUCCAAAGACAGGCCUCAUCACAGUCAAUGCCAUGGCUGGCAGAUCUGGUUCAGUCCAGUGAGGGCUCCUUGGAUGUCCUGCCCGUGCAGUGUCUUUGUGAGUUCCUGCUUCAUGAUGCUGCUGAUGAAUCGACCUCAGGGGAAGAAGAAGAGGAGGGUGAGAGUAAGGACCAGCGUGCCAAGAAACGCCAGAGACAACAGAAACAAAGGCAGUUGCUUGGACGCUUGCAAGACUUGCUGUUGGGACCCAAAGCAGAUGAACAGACAACCUGCGAGGUGCUUGACUACUUCCUGCGGCGCCUGAGUUCCUCCCAGGUGGCUUCCCGGGUCCUGGCCAUGAAGGGCCUGUCCUUGGUGCUGUCGGAAGGAGGAAUGCGCGAUGGGGAGGAGAAGGAUCACCCCAUGGAAGAAGACUCUGGUGAUUCUGAGCUGCUGCAGGGAUAUCAGUGGCUGCUGAGAGACCUCCCGAGGCUGCCACUGUUUGACAGUGUGAGAGCCACGACAGCUCUGGCCUUGCAGCAGGCCAUCCACAUGGAAACAGAUCCCCAGACCAUCAGUGCUUACCUGGUGUACCUCUCCCAGCAUGCCCCAGUAGAGGAGCAGGGACAGCACAACGACCUUGCUCUGGAUGUCGCCCGGCUGAUUGUGGAGCGCUCCACCAUCAUGUCCCACCUGUUCUCCAAGCUCUCCUACAGCGCUGAGUCAGAUGCAGUGCUCGUGGCUCUGCUCUCCAUCUUCUCCCACUACAUCAAGCGCAUGCGGCAGAGCAAGGAGGGCGAGGAGGUGUACAGCUGGUCAGAGUCCCAGGAUCAGGUGUUCCUUCGUUGGACUAGUGGGGAAACAGCCACCAUGCACAUCCUUGUGGUCCAUGCCAUGGUUAUUCUCCUGACACUAGGGCCACCUCAAGCAGGGGAUGGUGAUUUUUACACCUUACUGGAUAUAUGGUUCCCGGAGAAAAAGCCCCUUCCUACUGCUUUCCUGGUUGACACCUCCGAGGAGGCUCUGCUGCUCCCUGACUGGCUGAAGCUGCGGAUGAUCCGCUCCGAGGUCCCACGGCUUGUGGAUGCAGCCCUGCAGGACCUGGAGCCACAGCAGCUGCUUCUCUUUGUUCAGUCCUUUGGAAUCCCAGUUUCCAGCAUGAGCAAACUUCUGCAGUACCUGGAUCAGGCAGUAUCUCAUGACCCACAGACGCUGGAGCAGAACAUCAUGGACAAGAACUACAUGGCUCACCUUGUGGAGGUUCAACAUGAGAGAGGAGCAACAGGAGGCCAGACUUUCCACUCCCUGCUUACUGCCUCCUUACCAGCCCGCCGAGACAGCGCUGAGACUGCAAGGUCAAAAUCUAGUCCUGAAAACUCUCAAAGUCAGAGUCGGAUCCGGGCCUUGAGCCAGGUCCGUGUUCUGGGCCCAGAAGAUGAUCUGGCAGCCAUCUUGCUGCAGCUUUUCCCACUGACCCCGGACCAGCGGUGGCAGAACUCCAGCCUGCGGCCACUGGCCCUGGCACUGCAGCAGUCGCUGGGGCAGGAGCUGGCCCAGAUCCGCCAAGGGGCCAAGCCAGAGAGCGGGGUGACAGCCAGCGGGGUGACAGCCAGUGGGGUGACAGCCAGCGGGGUGACGGCCAGCGGGGUGACGGCCAGCGGGGUGACAGCCAGCGGGGUGACGGCCAGCGGGGGCACAGCCAGCGGGGUGACAGCCAGCGGGGUGACAGCCAGCGGGGUGACAGCCAGCGGGGUGAUGGCCAGCGGGGUGACAGCCAGCGGGGGCACAGCCAGCGGGGUGACGGCCAGCGGGGUGACGGCGCGGCUGCUGCAGGCCGUGGCUGCGCUGCUCAACUCCGCACACGGCGGAGCCCUGGUCAUGGCCAUGCACCGCCACCACUUCAUCUCCUGCCCGCUCAUGCGCCAGCUCUACCAGUACCACCGCUGCAUGCCACAGGACACUGCCUUCUCCUCGCUCUUCUUCAAAGUGCUCAUGCAGAUGCUGCAGUGGUUGGAGAACCCCGCGGUGGAAGAUGGUCCCCUGCGAGCUCAGCUGAAGGCCUUUGCUGUGCAAUACUCCUCAAGGCACAGGAUCAGUGAUGUGCGAGGUGGCUUCUUGCACCUCACAGAAGCUCUUUCUUUCCGUCGUGACCCGGACUUGAUCAGCUCCACAGUCUGUGCCAUCAUUGCAACCCUGAAAUCAGGAGAGAAAUGUAAUGUGGAGCCAGAGCUCAUCAGCAAAGUCCUUCAAGGUCUGAUUGAAACCCACUCUCCUUACCUGGAGGAGCUCCUGACUGUCCUCUUCUCAGCUACUGUUGACACCAGGUGUCCUGCCAUGAAACCAAUUGCUGUGGUGUGCUCCUUGUUGCUCCAGGACAAAGAAGAAACACCAGUAAAGAAGGAGGUGGAGAGUUGCAGUGCUGACUCGGCUUGGCCAGGGCCUGCCUCUGGUCUUCUCAAUGACUGGCUGGAGAUGUUGGACCCAGAGGUGAUCAGCAGCUGUCCUGAUCUACAGCAGAAGCUACUGUUCUCCUGGAACAAAGCAGGGUCCCAGGUGCCCUCCUUCCGCCCAUACCUCUUGGCUCUUCUGACUCACCAGUCCAGCUGGAGCACACUGCACCAGUGCAUCAGGCUUCUGCUUGGCAGGAACAGGGAGCAAAGGUUUGAUCCAACUGCAUCCUUGGAUUUCUUGUGGGCCUGUAUUCACAUUCCUCGGAUCUGGCAGGGAAGGGACCAGAGAACUCCUCAGAAGCGCCGUGAGGAAUUCGUGCUCCACCUGAGGGCAUCAGAACUGAUCAGCAUGGUGGAGCUGAUCCUGGCUGAGGCAGAGACCAGAUACCAGAACGCUGACGAGGCCUCCUGCACGCUCAUCCAGUCCCGACUGCCGCUGCUGCUCAGUUGUUCUCAUGGAGACCUUGAGAAUGUCAAAAAAGUAACAGAAUAUUUGACCAGCUGCAUCCAGCAGUGGGGAAGCAGCUCUGUGGGGAAAUGCUGCCAGGACCUUCUGCUGCAGAUAUACCUGCAACUACCUGAGCUCCUUGUGCCUAUGCCUGAGAUGCUUCUUACCAGUGAAGGAGCCAGAGACAGCAGCACUUGCAAGCUUGAUGCCCUGGUUCACAGAUUCAUUAACCUCCUCGCAGACACCAGUGACUCCAAGUCAUCGGAAAGCCGCGUGUGGGAUGCCAAUAUGGCCUGCAGGAAGUUGGCUGUGGCUCAUCCCAUCCUCCUCCUUAGGCACUUACCAAUGAUUGCAGCACUGCUGCACGGCCGCGUUCACCUCAAUUUCCAGGAAUUCAGGCAGCAGAACCACUUGACCUUCUUCAUCCAUGUCCUGGGGAUCCUGGAGCUGCUCCAGCCGCAGGUCUUCCAGAACGAGCACCAGGCGGCACUCUGGGACUGUCUCCUCUCCUUCAUCCGGCUGCUGCUGAACUACAGAAAAUCUUCACGGCACCUGGCUGCCUUCAUCAGCAAGUUUGUCCAGUUUAUCCACAAGUACAUCACGUGCAAUGCCCAGGCAGCUGUCUCCUUCUUGCAGAAGCACUCGGAUCCACUCCAUGACCUGUCAUCAGACAACAGUGACCUAGCAAUGCUGAAGUCCCUUCUGGCUGGGCUGAGUCUGCCUAGUAAGAGUGGCAUCUUGGACAGGGGCUCUGAUGAAGAGAAAGAUGAUGAAGCAGCUGCUGGCUCUCUCCCCCUGGUCAGCGUGUCCCUCUUCACUCCCCUCACGCCGGCUGAAAUGGCCCCGUACAUGAAGAGGCUCUCCAGAGGCCAGACAGUGGAGGACAUCCUGGAGGUGCUGACAGACAUCGAUGAGAUGUCCAGACGGAGGCCAGAAAUUCUUGCCUUUUUUGCUACAAACCUGCAGAAGCUGAUGAGUUCAUCAGAGGAUUCCUGCCGAAACCUGGCCUUCAGCCUGGCUUUGCGCUCCAUCCAGAACAACCCCAGCAUUGCUGCAGAUUUCCUGCCCACCUACAUGUACUGCCUCGGCAGCCGAGACUUCGAGGUGGUGCAGACAGCUCUGAGGAACCUGCCUGAAUACACCCUCCUUUGCCAGGAGCACGCAGCAGUGCUGCUGCACAGGGCCUUCCUGGUGGGCAUGUACGGCCAGAUCGACACCAGCUCCCAGAUCUCAGAGGCCUUGAAGAUUCUGCACAUGGAGGCCAUGAUAUGAACGUGUGGUUCUGGGAGUUCCACUUCCAGAGGAAUUAAUUUAAUGGAUUCAUCAGCUGCAUUACAACCCUGUAAGAAGAACAGUGUAUUGUAACCCAUGUGCUGGAGGAUCAGAGGUGAUGUAGGCCAGACUGGGCUGGAAAAGAAGAAGGUGCUGACUGAAGAUCAGAAAAGGGCAAGGAUCAAUCUGGCUGGCUAAGAUGCCAUUAUUGUGGGAGAAAAAUCUCCUAAACAUUGUGCCAAACAGGGACCACUUCCUUCAUGGGGUCUUGGGACAGUGGCUGUCGGUUUGUUUGGGGUUUUUUGUGUCUCCAAGAAGGCAGAGCUGCUGGGAGAGCAGAAGGGAGUGAGUGUUGGCCCUUACAUUAGAAAUGUCUGCACUCUCUGUGUUGGAGAGAACAUGCAGAUUUGUGCAGGGGGAGAGACCACUUUGGUUUCUGGGGGUGGAUGUUUUUUUUAUUUUAUAAUUAAAAUUCUCUUUGUUUCCA